Drosophila gunungcola (fruit fly) is the source of this 1102-nucleotide messenger RNA. RefSeq names its product 60S ribosomal protein L7a (gene RpL7A). The transcript has 5 exons. Gene Ontology annotation, biological process: ribosome biogenesis. NCBI's taxonomy places the organism in Eukaryota, Metazoa, Arthropoda, Insecta, Diptera, Drosophilidae. The record is from RefSeq and is a predicted model, not a curated record. Gene Ontology annotation, cellular component: ribonucleoprotein complex. Bases 178 to 993 code for a protein of 271 amino acids.
CUUUUUAAUUUCCACGUUUCCGGUGAGUGCAUGUGCUCCGCGAACUCCGCUUGACAAUUGUACUUAAAAUAUCUCUUUUUAAUUUACUUGCAGCGAGUAUUUCGAUACGUUCGUGGUCGUGUUAGUCCCAGCAACUAAGCUUAUUUCGGUAGAAACCUUUGAAACAACUGCUUGAAAAUGGUUGUCAAGAAGCCCAGGCCAAAGAAGAAGCCAGUGACCAAGAAGGUAGCUCCAGCUCCUCUGGCGGUUAAGAAGCCCGUGGUCAAGAAGGUCGUCAACCAGCUGUUCGAGAAGCGGCCCAAGAACUUCGGAAUCGGCCAGAAUGUGCAGCCCAAGCGCGAUCUGUCCCGUUUCGUUCGUUGGCCCAAAUACAUCCGGGUCCAGCGGCAAAAGGCUGUGCUCCAGAAGCGCCUCAAGGUCCCGCCGCCAAUCCACCAGUUCAGCCAGACUCUGGACAAGACCACCGCCGUCAAGCUGUUCAAGCUGCUGGAGAAGUACCGCCCCGAGUCGCCUCUGGCCAAGAAGCAGCGAUUGAAGAAGAUCGCCGAGGCCAAGGCCAAGGGCAAGGAUGUGGAGCCCAAGAAGAAGCCCAGCUACGUGUCCGCCGGUACCAACACGGUCACCAAGCUGAUCGAGCAGAAGAAAGCUCAGCUGGUUGUCAUCGCUCACGAUGUUGAUCCUCUGGAGCUGGUCCUCUUCCUGCCCGCCCUCUGCCGCAAGAUGGGCGUGCCCUACUGCAUCGUGAAGGGCAAGGCUCGUCUGGGUCGCCUGGUGCGCAGGAAGACCUGCACCACCCUCGCCCUGACCACCGUCGACAACAACGACAAGGCCAACUUCGGCAAGGUCCUGGAGGCCGUGAAGACCAACUUCAACGAGCGCCACGAGGAGAUCCGUCGCCACUGGGGCGGUGGCAUCCUUGGCUCGAAGAGUCUGGCCCGCAUCUCCAAGCUGGAGCGCGCCAAGGCCCGCGAAUUGGCCCAGAAGCAGGGUUAAACCAAUCUGCGGCUGAUUUGGGAGAGUUUUAAGUACACAAGAUGGAUGAAAUGAUUUGGGCAAUGUGCGUCCACUGAUUUUGAUAACAAAUAAACAUUUAAGUGUACAA